Rhinichthys klamathensis goyatoka is the source of this 1283-nucleotide messenger RNA. RefSeq names its product galactose mutarotase (gene galm). NCBI's taxonomy places the organism in Eukaryota, Metazoa, Chordata, Actinopteri, Cypriniformes, Leuciscidae. Gene Ontology annotation, biological process: beta-D-galactose catabolic process via UDP-galactose, Leloir pathway; glucose metabolic process. The record is from RefSeq and is a predicted model, not a curated record. Gene Ontology annotation, molecular function: carbohydrate binding; aldose 1-epimerase activity. The transcript has 7 exons. The coding region runs from base 140 to 1168 and encodes 342 amino acids.
AGCGUUGAUCUGACUAGACUAGAGGGCGGUACACUGUAGUUUAUUAACUCAAAGUGUAGUCAUUUGUACUGCCGUGUUGUAACUUUCUUUGCAAUGGUGGACUUGUAAAUCCAGUCUAGAGCAAACGAGAUUAUUCAUAAUGACCGAGGUGUGUAAAGAGGAGUUCGGCACUGCAGUGGGUCCAGUGGAGAAAUGGACCCUGCGGUCCGGCAGUGUGUGUGUGGAGAUCAUCUCUCUGGGCUGUGUGAUAAAGUCCAUUACAACAGAAGAUCGCAGCGGUCAAAGUGCGGAUAUAGUGUUAGGAUACGAUGAUUUAGAAGGUUAUCUCUCAAACCCUCGCUACUUUGGAGCUGUGGUAGGCCGGGUUGCAAACCGCGUUGCCAAGGGCCGGUUUGUGAUAAAUGAGAAGGAAUAUAAACUGGCUAUAAACAAUGGACCCAAUGCUCUGCAUGGAGGACUGAAGGGCUUUGACAAGGCCGUGUGGACCACAGAGGCUGUGGAUAACGGAGUGAAACUGCGUCACAGUAGUCCAGGUGGCGAUGAGGGUUACCCUGGGAACCUAAACGCUUGUGUCACCUACACACUGGAGAAGAACACACUGAGUGUGCUGUACCACGCACAGACUGACCAUACUACACCAAUCAACCUCACCAACCAUUCAUACUUCAACCUGGCUGGACAGGGAACACCAGACAUUUACGACCAUGAGGUGACCAUCUCAUCGGAGUCGUACCUGCCUGUGGAUGAGGCAAUGAUCCCCACAGGGGAGGUGAAAUCUGUGGAGAAGACCCUAUUCGACCUGAGAAAGCCUGUUCUUCUUGGCUCUAGAUUGAAAGAGCUGCCUGGUCCAGGGUUUGAUCACAACUUCUGUCUCUGCUCACCUGGUGAACCGCCACUGGAGAGAAAAUGUGCUCGAGUGGUGCAUCCUGGGACGGGUCGUGUCCUGGAGGUGAGCACUACACAGCCUGGGGUUCAGUUCUACACCUCCAACUUCCUGGAUGGGACAUUGAAAGGGAAGGGUGGAGCUGCUUACUCCAAACACAGUGCCUUCUGUUUAGAGACCCAAAACUGGCCAGAUGCGGUUAACCAGCCUCAUUUUCCUGAUGCUCUGCUGAGACCAGGAGAGACGUACACACAUACAACACGCUUCACAUUCUCAGUGGUGUGAAACUACAUAAGCAUGUGAAUUUUACUUUUCCAACAUUAUACAACUGUACUUUUUCCUGACAACAUUACAUGUAUUGCUACUAAGUAGAUAACACAAACUUUUGAGUUAUCUGGGU